Molecule: messenger RNA, 803 nt
Organism: Drosophila elegans
Lineage: Eukaryota; Metazoa; Arthropoda; Insecta; Diptera; Drosophilidae
Product: Golgi-associated plant pathogenesis-related protein 1-like
Exons: 4
Coding region: 43-666 (207 amino acids)
Source: RefSeq, a predicted model, not a curated record
UGAAAAUCUUUUAAGCAACAUAAAAAUUUGGAAACCUUGUCAAUGUUUUCGUAUUUGGUUAACACACGAAACGGAAAAAUGACUUUGGCUAACGUAUUUACAGUUUUAGCUCUAAGUUGGUUGCUGGCGGUCAAAGCUAGCCCUGAAGAAGACAACCUAAAAGAACACAAUCGGCUUAGGGAGAAGCACGGCGUUCCCGCGCUGACGUUGGACGACAGUCUUUCUAAGGACUGCGCAGAGUAUGCGCAAGUGCUAGCCGAAAAGGGAUCGUUGGUGCAUUCGCCUGAUGGUGGCCUGAAAUAUGGUGAAAACUUAUGCCUGAGGUCUGAAGCACCUCUUAGAUGUGUUCAAGACUGGUACGACGAAAUCAAAGAGUACGACUUUGCUAAAGCACAGUUUACCAUGAAUACUGGCCAUUUUACUGCACUGGUUUGGAAAAGUGCAAAAAAAAUGGGUCAUGGCCAAGCCAAAAGUAAGAAUGGGAUCUACUUCGUGGUAGCAAGAUAUUAUCCACCAGUAAACAUUUAUGGACAGUUCAAAGAAAAUGUCCCGAAGCCGAUUGACGGCGUUGAAGGUGGAAGUAGUACUACUGAUGGCAACGUUAAUAUGGUACAAGCUAACGCCGUUCUCAUUUUGUUUGCUUUGUGUCUGCACUUUACAAAAUAAGAUAACUUUUUAAUGUGCAUGACCGACUGAAAAUUUUUAGUUUAUCAAUUUAAAAAUAUAAUUUUUUUUGGUGUUAAUAAGCUUUGUUUAUUUAAAAAGGAUACAGAAAAAUUAUAUCUGACCUAAAUCAAAAUCGA